AUGCGGUCCUCGACUUUCCCAACAUUCGCCCUUGUGGGUGUUGUAGCAGCAGGUCUGGUUGCCAGACAGACACCAGCUCCAAGUAGCACCAGCGCUUCAGCACCAGAAAUCACGGCCGUGACGAGCUGUCAUCUACAUGAAUCUCAAGUGUUCUGCAUGGCCGGAGUGACGGAAUACCUGGUUCAAACUACCCCAACCCAAACGACAGAUAUUCCCGCCCAAUACACAGGCUGCCAUCGUCAUGGCCCGGAAACGUUCUGCAUUGCCCCCAACGGGGAUGACGUCGAGAUUAAGCUCCCCGCGGUUGGGGGACAUGAUGAGCAUCACGGCCACGGUAGUGAUACCAAGACUGGCGAACGCAAGAAUUGCCAUUUCCAUGCCGGAGUAGAACACUGCGUUGAAAGCGGCGAGAGCGAGGGCGAGGGCGAGGCUCACACAAGCUGCCAUGCCCCCAACAGGGACUACAACAUCGGCCUUCGGGUUGGCCUUCUUUUUGUCAUCAUGGCCACCAGCGCCUUGGGUGUUUUCGGUCCCAUCCUUCUUCACAAAGCCCUUCCCAGGAAGCUCUCCCUCAUCUUCACCGUCCUCAAGCAGUUCGGUACUGGUGUCAUCAUAUCCACUGCCUUUGUUCAUCUUUUUACCCACGCCUCCCUCAUGUUUGGCAACAAGUGCCUCGGGGAUCUGGAAUAUGAAGGCACCGCCGCUGCAACCUUGAUGGCCGGCAUCUUCCUCUCCUUUCUCGUAGAAUAUAUCGGUCAGAGGAUCAUUUUGUCAAAGACCAGGGCCACCCCUAGCUUCAGCCCAGAGACUCGAUCCGACCUCUGGCUCUCUACUGAAAUCGUGAGCAUUUUGGUCAUGGAGGCAGGCAUUCUUUUUCAUUCACUUCUUAUCGGACUUGCUUUGGUGGUCGCAGGCGACUCUUUCUUCAUUACGUUGUUCAUCGUCAUACUCUUCCAUCAAUUUUUCGAGGGGUUGGCUCUCGGUACCCGUAUUGCUUCAAUCGGCACCUCCGUCAACGUACAUCUUUCGCCUCCUGCAGCUGGACGCUCCACGAAGGAAGCCAGCAGCGAAAUUGACAAGUCCCCAACCAUGACUUCUCCGACCGAGGAGUCGAUUGACACGCCGAUAUCUUUCGAGGGGCAGCAGACAUUUUCGAUGAAGAAGAAGCUUGGGCUCGCCUUUCUCUUUGCCUUUGUCACCCCUAUUGGCAUGGCCAUUGGUAUCGGUGUCUUGCAGAAAUUUAACGGUAACGACAAGUCCACCCUGAUUGCCAUCGGAACCCUCGAUGCCCUUUCUGCCGGCAUCCUUGUUUGGACCGGUGUAGUUGAGAUGUGGGCUGCCGAUUGGAUGACGGGAUCUCAUGGUCACAAGGCAGAGCUGGCUGACGCUGACAUGUUCACCGUCAUCCUCAGUGGCCUGGGAUUAAUUAGCGGAAUGGCCCUUAUGAGUUUCCUCGGUAAAUGGGCUUAG
Messenger RNA from Ustilaginoidea virens, 1470 nucleotides. RefSeq lists its product as uncharacterized. Gene Ontology annotation, molecular function: zinc ion transmembrane transporter activity. Gene Ontology annotation, biological process: zinc ion transmembrane transport. The coding region runs from base 1 to 1470 and encodes 489 amino acids. The transcript is spliced from 7 exons. Gene Ontology annotation, cellular component: plasma membrane. The record is from RefSeq and is a predicted model, not a curated record. Lineage: Eukaryota; Fungi; Ascomycota; Sordariomycetes; Hypocreales; Clavicipitaceae.